AUGGCGGCCCUCUACGUCCCGCUCCGCGUCAUCGCCUCCCGCCCGCGCGCCCCCACCCGGCGCCUCCUCCUGCCGCUCCACGCCCACCUUCUCACCUCCGGCCGCCUCGCCUCCAGCCCCGCCAUCCUCACGACCCUCGUCUCCCUCUACGCGCGCGUCCCCGCCCUCCACCCCGUCGUCCACCGCCUCCUCCCGCCGGCCUCCCCUCUCCCCUGCUUCAACGCCGCGCUCUCCCUGCCCUACCCGCUCGCGCUCCGCGUCUUCGGCCGCCUCCGCGCCGACCACUUCCCCGACUCCUUCUCCUUCCCGCCGCUCGCCUCCUCCGCCCCGUCCCCGCCCCACCUCCUCGCGAUCCACGCCCUCUCGCUCCGCUGCGACGUCGCCCACGACCUCUUCUGCGCCAGCGCCCUGCUCCGCGGCUACCUCAGGUUCGGCCUCGCCGACCACGCGCACCGCCUGUUCGACGAAUUGCCCCUCCGGGACGUCGUGGUCUGGAACGCCAUGGUCAACGGGUUCGCCAAGCUCGGCUGCUUCGACCGCGCCAUGGAGUGCUUCCUGCGGAUGAGGCAGGAUGGCACGGUGGAGGUCAGCGCUUUCACCGUCACCGGAAUCCUGUCGGUCUGCACCGCGGCCGCGGAUUUUCAGUGCGGGGCUGCUGUUCACGGGAUGGUGGUGAAGUCGGGACUUGACCACAAUGUUUCGGUGUGUAACGCCUUGGUGGAUCUUUAUGGGAAGUCCCAUGAUGUGGCCAAUGCGGCAAUGGUGUUUGAGGGGAUGGCAGAGCAGGACAGGGACUUGUUCAGCUGGAACUCGAUGCUGUCGGCUUUGCACUACUCGGCUGACCAUAUGGGGACAAUGAGGCUCUUUCAUAGGAUGAGGCAUGCUGCAGUAUGGCCGGACACAGUGACCGUUGCGGCUGUUCUCCCUGCAUGUGCGCAGACUGCAGCACUGAAGGUUGGGAGGACGGUGCAUGGGUACAUUAUCACGAUCGGACUGGCUCGCGAUGGUGCAAUGGGCGUGCGCGCUUGUAAUGCACUGGUAGACAUGUAUGCCAAGAGCGGGGCACUGGAUGAGGCAUGCCGUGUAUUUUACUGGAUGCGCCAACAGGACGUGGCAUCAUGGAAUAUUAUGAUCGACGGGUAUGCAUCCCAUGGGCGUGGGCAGGAGGCACUGGAGUUGUUCCGCCAGAUGACAGAGGUGAAAGGUCUGGUGCCAGACGAGGUAACUCUGCUGGCAGCAAUGUCGGCGUGCAGCCAUUCUGGGUUUGUCGAAGAAGGGAGAAUUCUUCUUAAGAGAAUGAAAGAGGAGUUCGGUUUGGAGCCGCAGAUGGAGCACUACGCAUGUCUGACUGACAUGCUUGGCCGAGCAGGGAGGCUGGAUGAGGCGAGAAAGGUUGUAGAGGAGGCAGGGGAUGUAGGAGCUGGUGCGUGGAGGACAUACCUUGCAGCAUGCCGGAUGCAUGGUGAUAAAGAAAGGGCCCAAGAGGCAGCUAGGAUGCUGAUGGCGACGAAGGAGCCUGGGAGUGGUGGAUGGGUGCUGCUAGCGAACACAUAUGGCUGGGAUGGAAACUUUGAGGGCCUGGAGGAGGUAAGGGGGGAGAUGAGACGGCAAGGAGUGCAGAAGGCUGCGGGCUGCAGCUGGGUUUAGGUGGGUGGAGGAAACGGCAAGAGUGGAACAGUUAUGCACGCUUUUGUUAGUGGCGAUAAGGAACACCCUGAGGCUGACAUGAUUUAUGAGAUGCUGCAUUCGUUGAUAAGUUGGAUGAGGGAUUGCAGUGAUUUGAGUAUCACGACCCCAUUAUAUAAUUGAAUGCUCAUAUAUGUAUUUAUUUUGUUA
Molecule: messenger RNA, 1836 nt
Organism: Aegilops tauschii subsp. strangulata
Lineage: Eukaryota; Viridiplantae; Streptophyta; Magnoliopsida; Poales; Poaceae
Product: pentatricopeptide repeat-containing protein At3g14730
Biological process (GO): RNA modification
Molecular function (GO): protein binding; RNA binding
Source: RefSeq, a predicted model, not a curated record